AUGUAUCUAGAUGGAACACAGGCAACGCCACAAGACAAUGCAACUGCUUUCCAGUUUUUCUUGAAGAGCACUGAUAAGAACAAUCAAAUUGGACAAGCCGGCUUGGGGAUCAUGUACUUACAAGGACGAGGUGUUCCGAAGAACUACGAAAAGGCCCUUCGAUUGUUCAGCCUUGCUGCAGAACAAGGAUGGGUUGACGGACAACUUUAUCUUGGGCUCAUGUUUUACAAUGGACUUGGUGUGAAGAGAGAUUUCAAGCAGGCGCUCAAAUAUUUCCAAAUGGCGAGUCAAGGAGGACACGUGCUGGCUUACUACAAUUUGGCUCAGAUGCAUUCCACAGGAACGGGUGCUAUUCGCUCUUGUAACACGGCUGUGGAGCUAUACAAAACGGUGGCUGAGAGGGGACGAUGGACAGAGAAAUUGAUGCAAUCAUAUCAAGCGUAUAAGGAUGGCCGCACUGAUGAAGCAGCUCUGAAGUAUCUCUUCAUGGCCGAACUUGGAUACGAACAUGCGCAGACGAAUUUUGCAUUCAUUCUUGACAGAGGUGAAGUUUCGGCGCUAUUCCCAGAGGAGAAACAUGAAGUUCUCGAAAGAGCUCUUGUUUCAUGGCAACGUGCAGCGAAUCAAGAAUAUCCGGUGGCUCGAGUUAAGCUUGGCGACUAUCAUUAUUAUGGAUGGGGAACGGAACCGGAUUACGAAUUGGCUGCGGCUCAAUAUCGACUCGCAGCUGAUCGACACAGCACCGCUCAGGCUAUGUUCAAUCUCGGAUACAUGCACGAGAAUGGACUAGGAAUUACGAAGGAUAUCCACUUGGCCAAGCGAUUCUACGACCAGGCGGCUGAACAAUCGCCUGAUGCCUUAGCUCCUGUCUACCUGGCCCUCAUGAAGCUCGGCUUCAAAUUCAUCAUUGAAUAUAUCAAUCAAAAUCAGUUGGUCAAAUUCUUGGAGGAGUCGAUCGGCGAAAAUUGGGAUCUCUACGCGAUGACGAUUGCCGUCGGAGUGUUGAUAGCUGGUGCUUUUGCGAUACACCGAAGGAUUCGAGGACAU
Mesorhabditis belari is the source of this 1047-nucleotide messenger RNA. NCBI's taxonomy places the organism in Eukaryota, Metazoa, Nematoda, Chromadorea, Rhabditida, Rhabditidae. The record is from the annotation of a GenBank genome assembly.